This is a messenger RNA of Symbiodinium natans, 3690 nucleotides long. Lineage: Eukaryota; Dinophyceae; Suessiales; Symbiodiniaceae. The record is from the annotation of a GenBank genome assembly.
AUGGCUGACCUCGAGAGUGAGCUUGUGGCAUUCUUCACCAAGGCAGCAGCAGCUAGGAAACUGCUGUGCUUGAGGACACCUUAUACGCAGCUUGUGCUCUCGACGUGGGAGAUUAUUCAAAGGAACUGCUGGGAACUACGAGACAGUGUUCCUUCAAGGUCUGGCCGCUUCCCUGCUGCUGUUGAUGGAGUUAUAGAAACAUGUCGGUCUUGCUUGAAACAAAGCCUCAGAUUCGUGGCUGAUUGCACUUCUGCUCUGAUGGGAAAUGUUCCCACGCCAGAUGACAGUCCGGAACCUUUGAGGAUUGGCUUAGGCUCGCCUUCAACUACGGGGUGUUUGGACGCCAGUGGCUCCUCUGUCAAGAUGAAUGUACUGUGCGGGAGCCCAACCUCCAUUCAGGCAGCUUUUGCAGCAACUGGCCUGCAUGCUAUUGGCCUGCCAGGCUCGCGGCUCCCAUUGAGCCUGAAGCUCCCCAAAGAUGCAGGAUUCACUUUGUUCUCAGCAGGGCAGCCAAACUACAACAGUGUUGCUGCUGCUGUGCGUAACGAGUUUUUGUCCUCUUUCAAAAGAGUUGCAGACGUCGGUGGUGACAGGCGCUUGUGGCUGUCCGUGACUCCCCAUGAAGGUGACAGUUUUCUGUGGCUCAUCUUUUACCUACCUCCGAGCAAUGAAAGUUUAUGGUAUGAAGAACUUGCUGGCAUUGAUGCCGACCUGCUACAUCUUCAACAGCAGUCCGCCCUUCCGUUUGUGAUCCUGACAGGUGAUGCCAACAUGCAACCCUCAUCGCUUGGCAAAGGGCCUGACCCCAAACCUGCCCGUGAUAAAGCUUUGUCGGCUUUCAUGCACAAGUGGUCAUUUGACUUGUGCAACACGGGGCAAUCUGAUGACCCACCUGUGCCUGUUGCUCUGCCUCGUCGUAAAAAGACCAUUUGGGCAGCCUCUAGUGACACCCAUCACUGCAACGGUGGGCCUGGAACAAGUCGCACCUUGGACCUGGUCAUGGCGUCCAGUGAGUGCCCCGUCAUAGUAACGGUUCACAAUGGGGUGCAUUGCAAAAACACCUGCGCGUGGGAUGACUGUUGCGAAUUUACAGGCAGUGACCAUUUCCUGGUUGAGGCUCUUAUUGACGGCCCGUGUAUGCGAGCAGCUGUGCCUGCUCAAAUAGCUCUUCCUUCCCACUGGCAUGAACCUGCCCUCUGGGAACAUGGUCUCGGCUGCGCAAAGGGUGCCUUGGCUUCUCUAUCUGGAACUGUUCAUCUUUUGGUUCUUGCAGACCUUUCGCAGCUUGCCAAGAAGGCUACGCUCCCUGCAUGGUUAACAUGGUGCAUUGAUGUACUGGUGCUCCUGCUGAGCAUCAUUGAGUCUAGUGUCAGGGAUGUCUGGGUCCUCUUUGCAAGGGUAGACAAGCGUAAAAGGCCUCGCGCUGCUGCCUUGCCUGCAGCUCAGCAGGAACCUUUCUCUGAAGACGAACUUGAACGACUGCUUCGUCAAGGACAACAAAAUGGGAUUUGGCCACAGUCGGCCAUCUCUACUUGUCUGAGAUGGCUCAGGCCUGCGCGUCCUCAACCGCCAGAACGCCUAAACCACGAUGGACGCCUGCGGACAAGGGCAGCAAGCCAUGAGGCAUGGAUCUCCCAGCUAUUUACGCAGGGAAAGUGGCCGACUAGCUACAAUGCUGAGUUCCAUUCUGAGGUUUGCCGCCGCGCGCAGGAGUAUAGUCGUCAAGCUCGUGCACACAUUGGUGAGGGACCCUGGGAUGCUGAGAUUGACUUCUCUGAGUGGUACAGGGCUGCUGCAAACAUCCAGUCAUCACGCACUGUCACGCCUUUUCUUUCACAUCGAGUUUUGCUAGCUUGUGGCACUAAUGAGUGGUGUCAUGCCGCUUGGAAACUGCAACAAGUAUGCGGGCCAUCAUGCCUUGCCUGGCGGCCAGCCUUGUGGAGGCAUCGUUUUCUUAUUGUCAAGCAUAAGAAGGGGCCUGUCUGUCACGAAUCGUCUUUCCGCUUUCUAGGAGUGGCUGAGCUGCACGGUCUUCUUCAAGAAGAAAUCCUCAUGUCAAGGAUCAGCCCUGUCAUCCACUCAUCUUUUGAUUUCGUUCAAACGGGCUAUCGGUUUGAUGUUUUGCAUCAUCAUCUCACUCUCUCUGUCCUUCAAGAUGACUACAAGUGCUGGCGUCGCGCUUUCUUUGUCAUUUUUGCUGACUUCGUUCACGCGUUUCCGAGGGCAUGGCGGGACUUGCUUUUGGUUGAGGCUCGGCACACUGCAGGUAUUCGAGAUGGGGCCUUCGCUUUACUAGCUUCGGUCAUGAAGUGCGACUUCUGGCGAAUUGCGCUAAGUGGCGAGUCUGUUGCCACAGUAGCUGAUGGUGUUCCGGAAGGGAGCAAGUACGGACCGCCCUGCUUCAACUUCUUGCCAAACACGCUUGUUCGCAGAAUGCGUGAAGCUCGUUGUGGUCUUGCGACAAGCGCUUGGGUUCCUAAGGCCUGGGCCUCUCACACCUGGUCAGGCUCCGGGAGUCCUGACUUGCGCAAGGCACAAAGCAUUGCAGACGAUAUUGCCUCUGGCCGACAGCUGCCCCGUGUAGCUGACCUGGCUCGCAAUUCUGAUCUUGAAGCAACUUGUGCACGUGCUUUAGACUUGCUAGACAAUGACAGGAUACCCGUUUUGCUGCAUGCCGAUGAUCCCCUCAUUUUGGCGUCCAGCCGAGGAGAAGCGCUUAGGACCCUUGGAGUCAUUGCUGCUUGGGCUUGGGACGUCAAGGUUUCUCUCCAUUUGGGGCCAUCCAAGACUGUAGUGCAGCAGUGGAGACCAGGCUUGCAGCAAUCUGAGACAGUAAUUCAUCCUUUGCUUUUUCCUCAGCAUGCCCCUCUGCUUCCUGCCCCGCUUGAGGGCGUGCAGGUUCACAAAUGGCUCGGACUUAAAUGGGCAGUGUGUGGUGAGUGGAUGUCUCAUGUCACUCCACUUCUGGCACAGUGCUCUGCCACAGUGGACAUGUUGUGUACGUUGUUGACUUCGCAGCGGAUCCCACUAGCCUUUGCCGUGCUCAUCUUUGACCAGAAGGUUGAGUCGGGUGACGAAACACUUGCCGGCCUGACUUUCACCCGCGGACUCACGUCAAAGGCAGCAAACUGGCCUGUCAGAUCCUUGGCGCUGCUUCGUGAGCAUCACAUCUUGGACUGGCCUGAGUGGGUAUUGUCAGGUAAAGCUGGUGGAUCCUACAAAAGUUUCGUUAAAGGUGAGCUCUUGGCCGCUGCCAAACGCACGUGGGAUGAAUCUGUCUCCUCGCACACCUCCCCCAUACCAUAUUCCCAGCUGACCUCUGGUCCAUGUAGCCAUCUGCAGGAAGCACUGUCCAAUUAUGCUCCCUGGGAGACAUUGCUGGGGCAGCGUGCCUUGAUUAUGAUUAGGUGUGGCUACGUGGCACUUGGGCAUGUGAACCAGAGGCAAGCCGCUGCUCGCAUUCAGGCGUGCGUUCUUUGCGGCAGGCGCUACUCGAACGUCACCGCUCAUGUCGUAUGCUCUUGCGAACGCUUGGCAGAAUUGAGGGAGGUCUGUCUACGCCUUGGCGCUGACUUUUCCUCUCUGGAAAUUUUGGCCAUUCCCCCAUCUCAUCCGGCAUACUCGGAAGUAGUGAGGCUUGCCAUUGAGAUUCUGCGAAGUGCGCAGAACUUCUGGAAGACAGUUUCGUGA